UCGCAAUCGUGGGACUCCAGCGACGAUGGUGAAACUCCGGAUGGUGAAACUCCGAGGCCAGCCUUCCGCCGAAGUUCGCACACGUGGCCGAAGUUGACGCGAGAAGAGUGGCGUUCAAUCGCGAACCUGGAGAUUUCAUUCACGAUGCCCAUUGAUGAAGAGGGCCACCGCCAUCUGCACCUCGAGCUCCGUCAGCGGAGAGCAAAGCGUGUGUUCCUCCGCAUCGAUGUUCGCGUACGGACGCUCCUGAUGUGGCUCUUGCUGCUGUUGAGCAUCGGCUCGGCCUCAGCGUUGCGGGUGGGUGCUGCAGUGCGCCCGCCUGCGGGCUUCCACAAACCCCACCAGCCAGCGCGCACGAUAUCCUCCGCACCUCGCCACGGCGGACCUGCGCCCGCGCGACUCGAGGCGGCGCAUCUGACCCACCUACUUGAGGCGCUCUCCACGUCGGGUGAAGCUGCAGCGGCGCUUUUCUCGGAGAAGGUGGAGUAUGAGGACAUGGUGGUCGGGAUGCGCGCGGUCGGCAUUCACGACGUCAUCGGCGCUCUGCGUCACCACCCUCACAUUAUCUCCGACUCCCUGCCAAGGAAGCUUCUUGGGGCCGAGCUGCCACGCCUGCGCCUCUCGGUCGAGUCCACCGCCACAGUGGACGGCGAGGCGGUCAUCGAGUGGCAGGCCGAGCUCGGCGGAGUGCCCCUUGCCCUCGGCCGCGGCAUCACCAAGAUGCAGCUCUGCAAUGAGACGGGUAAGGUGUGCCGCGUGGUUGACGUCUCGGAGGCGCCAUGGCGCGCGGCCGGCAAGGCGGCUGUCGGCGCCCUCCGUUGGGCGCAAGAACGCCUCCACUGGUCGCCGGAGCGCGCAAGGGAACAGGUGGACGAAUCCGGGAG
Molecule: messenger RNA, 884 nt
Organism: Emiliania huxleyi CCMP1516
Lineage: Eukaryota; Haptophyta; Isochrysidales; Noelaerhabdaceae
Exons: 2
Source: RefSeq, a predicted model, not a curated record